Acanthaster planci (crown-of-thorns starfish) is the source of this 4730-nucleotide messenger RNA. Its product is annotated as monocarboxylate transporter 13-like. Gene Ontology annotation, biological process: transmembrane transport. Gene Ontology annotation, molecular function: monocarboxylic acid transmembrane transporter activity. NCBI's taxonomy places the organism in Eukaryota, Metazoa, Echinodermata, Asteroidea, Valvatida, Acanthasteridae. The record is from RefSeq and is a predicted model, not a curated record.
UCGAUUACCCUCAUUUCUAGGCUUCCCUUGAGUGUAACACUGCUGUAUUCAGGGAAGUUAAUCGAACGCACCCAAAAUUAGCACUCCCAGCUGUUGGUAUGUUCAGCGUGAUGGUGCAUUCCUUACGGGGGGGUGCUGGGCCAUGUCUAUUGAUGUAAAGUACCAGAGGUACAAUGGUCUGCUUUUAACAUUCCACUGAUUGUCUGCUUGCAGAGUAUACAAGGCCCAUAUGUGACUACCACUAGGGUUAGUGAGCGUAGCGGUACAUUCCUUGUUUUGCGUCAGUGAGGCCCCAGGUUGAGCCCCGGCUUGGCCCAGGCUUUAAGUGCAUUUGGUUUCCAGUCCAUACUCGCUCUCGCAGGUUUUCUCCGGGUACUGCGGUUUCCUCCUGCCCGUAAAACUGGACCUUUGUCCUUACUCCGUAUAUUGUAAUGUGAUGCUGAUUAAUAACCUGAGAUGCUGAAAGGCCUAUGUGUUGUGAUGGUAAUGGUGCAUAGUGUUGUGAUGGCAGUCUACCUUUUCAAGAUAAACUAGUCAAGCAUGCAGCACCCGCACGUAGUUGAAGCUGCCCGUUGGAAUAUAUGCGAUCACCGUGGCCACGGCAGUCCACAUGUGGUGGUAUUGUUUACCUUUGGCGCAAUCCAGUCACGUGGGUAAAAAAGGUCUUUCCUAAAGGGAUGGCUGACUGGGGAAGCCUGAGCAACGUAGGUCCGACUUAAUUCAAGUCACAGACCUGAAGGAAGGAGAGAUUGUGCAUUUGAACCCUGAACAUCAUCUCCACGUAGCCCAACACAUCAUUGUUACCUAUUCAAGCUCUCUUACUGCAAGCCUUUCUACUGUAAGCUCUGCAGCUACUUGCCAAGACAAGUCAAGUCAUCCCCAACUUCAACGCAUAGAUCAUCUUCAAGCUAGGCCCUUUUCUUAUUUUCAUUGUUAAUUCGUAAUUAUUUUCUGUUAAAUAGAAUCCCUGAGUUUUUCUCCUUGUUAAAUACAUGUAUUCUUCGUACAGCGUACGAAAACUUUUCACUACCUUUACUGGAAACGAAUUAAUCUUCACUGGUUGGUUUGUAAUAAAAGGCGUAAACUAGUAAACAAAUAAAUAAUGUAAGCAGGUGUCAUGAUUCUCAUACCAUGACCGCUGUAGGCCAAGUUUAGUGUUGUAGACCACACGCGUGUUUGGAAACAGACUAUGCGCAUGUCUGUGGUAAGCGUCAGUUUGUUUUCAUCCUUUUUGUCGACGACUUGGUGUCAUGACUUGUUUUGUAAUAGGCUUAAACACAGAUGACUGUAAUCGACCCCGUUUCCUUCCUGUGUUGCCCACCAUAAGGUAACUGAUACCAUCGGUAAACAGAGGACGUUUCAAUGUUGUUUAUGUGUUUGUCUUUCGCCCACGAUGGGGGAAACAGCGCGUUCUGGCAUUAUGGGUGUACGUGCUGCCAACGUGGAGGCAUUUAAGUGUAACUGUACUGAAUUACUGCAGACCCAAUCUGCAACUUCGUUCUCUUCUUCAAUAUAUAAAAUCUGAGAUCGCGGCCCGUUAGGUUAAAUGUACAGUAUCUACCAUUAUCUAAGAAACACUGGUCCCGUUUUUUUACUCAUUUCUUAACACGGAACUGUGUCAACUAGGUUUGUAUUAACAAAUUAGGGUAAUAAUAUAAUAUAGUUUCGCUUGAUGAUUCCUUCUGUACGACUAAACCAAUGACAGUCAUAAAACAACUCUUGCAUAAUUCCUACCAUAGAGUAAGGACACAUACACCCAGUAAACCUCUUAUCUGUGGACUGCCCGCCACCGCUGCUUCCCCCACAAUCCCCAUAGAAGGUGUACAAACAGAAAAGGGUCACUAUCUAUACUGACCCGGAGCGCUGGUGGCUCUCUGUCAGUGUCAACUAAUAAAGUUUGAACAAGGCCAAAUUGUUUUUCAUGAGCACAAAGCCUAUAGGGUUUCCAGACCAGGUUCACGUACGUACAUCAUCUGCAUUAGAUAGGAGUCAACAGGUCACUCUAUUCCUGUCUCAGAUUCCGGGACCGCCAGUUUCCUGACCCGCCAGUCAGGACAUCUAAUUUGAGCCUCUGUUUCUCUCUGGGAUUGUUGAACCGUGUAAAGUUGGUGCGUUCACUGGGUUGAGCAGGGAUUGGAUAAGAACCCCCCCCAAGGGAUCGGAUUUACGGCGAAUAGAAAAGGCGCUACACUUCAAGUUCAACUUCCAGCUAUGGCCUGCUGCCAGUCCCACUGUUGGUGGUGGCGUUGGGUUGUCACACUCGCCGCAUUCAACAUGAUAUUCCUCUCCCUGGGCCCUCAAUACAACUACAGUAUCCUCUACGUGAGCCUACAGGCAGAGUUUCAUUCUGGAUCGGCAUUAACAGGUUGGAUCGGCUCCUUAGCCGGGGCCUUAUCCUGUCUGUGUAGCCCGUUCACUGUUCUGCUGGAACGCAAGCUGAGCAAACGGGCUGUCGUCAACCUCGGGAUCGUCCUCUUCUGCGCCGGACUCAUGACGACGUCCUUCGUGCCGGCCGUUGGCUACGCCUACUUGACAUUCGGGGUCCUGGCGGGGGUUGGCUCCAACCUCAUGUGUCAUUCGUCCGUUGCGCUGGUGCUGGACUGGUUUGUCGGGAAGAACUUCUAUCGUGCUAGCGUGUUUACUGUGUUGGGAUCAACCUGUGGUAUGCUGGUCUUCAGUCCCGUGGUGACGAUUUGCAUUACUCACUACGGAUGGCGCGACGCUCUGCGAAUUCUCAGCGGUGGGAUACUGGCGGCGGGCCUCGCCAGCAGCGCGUUCCUGACCAACCCGCCUACCGAAGACUACGCCGCAGCCGCCGACGAGUCUCUGGAGAAGAAACAGGAAAUGGAGACUAUGGUUCCAGCUAAGAAAGAUCCCGAGGGUUGUACCAAAGGGAAGAACAGUGGAGAGUGCGGAAGCAAGGAUAAUGAGACAAACGAGAAAGAAGAAAAUAUUGAGGAGGCCGAAGGCAAUACUGUCAGCAAUCCUGGAUUUUUUGUUUUGAUCAAGAGCAUUGAGGUUUGGCUGUGGUUUAUCGGUUCCGUUCUUGCAUAUACUGGGUGGACAUUCUUCAAUAUCAAUUUUGCCAGUUUCAUGGAAGGGCUUGGCUUCAGCAGCAGCCAGGUAGCCUCUGUCAUCAUGUUUUUUGCUUGUGGGGAAAUUGGCGGGAAAAUCCUCAUAGGUGUGACAGGAGAUCGCCUGCCGUUCUUACGUGUGUACUUGAUCUUUACGUCGUGUAGCCUGGGUGCUGUUUUACUGGGCCUACUGACAAUCGUUGAGACUUUAACAUCAGUUGUCAUCGUUGCUGUUUUGUCUGGCGUUCUGCGUUCUGGUCUGUACGGUGCAACAAUCGCAGCUGGAGAGCAAUUGUUUUACCAGACUUUUGGCGCCAACACUGUCAUGGUGCUAUCCUUUGUUCCUUCGGGGGUCGGAACAUUGAUAAGUGCCCCUCUAUCAGGUGUGCUGUACGACUCCACAGGUAACUACACCCUCGGCAUAUUGGUCAUCGCCGUCCUUUUCGUGUGUGCGUCGGCGACGUUUGCGGCUAUUCCCGUACACAGGAAGUGCAGAUCGCGUGGACGGUGUGGCAGAGCAGCCUGUUCAGAUAUAGCCUGAGUAUCUCCAAAGUCCGGCUGGCCGCACCACUGCAUGUUUGACAUAGUAUGCAUACACAACACGCUACAUUUAAGCAUAUAGAGGCUUUGAGUGGUAGCCAUCUUGCCGAACAGUUCUAUUGUUUUACGGGGAACUUUCCUUGUGCAUACCAUGAUAAACAACAGCAUUGGCCUGCAACAUGGCAGUCAUGCAAAUCCUAUAUAGAGAGGAACCCAGAGACGUUCGACGACAAUGUCUGAAAAUGAUUCCUUUAAAUGGUGGAAAGCCUUUUUUAGACAGUGACAAAGAUUGGCUCCGUACAAUAAUUCCCCUUACAAUAGUGAUGUCCAAAAAUGUAGCAUGGCAUCGGGCGGGGGUCCAUAACAUGGGGCACAUUCAACAAAGCAUAUGUUUUUCAUCUUGAACUUGAAAUUCACUAAGCCAUUUCGUGUUUUUUCCUCACUUAUACCUUCAACCUCCGCGCUCUUGAGAAAUGCUAAUUUUUGCCCUUUCUUUUAAGAGAUCCUCGGGAAAUUGUACCUUUGAAAUUUGAAAAGCAACUUGUAGACUAGGUGCUAAAUUCAAGAUCAGAGAAACGGGCUAAAAUAGAAUCCACGAGAAUUUAACUUGCUGUUCCAGUCAUUUUCCAUUCUCCAACUGUACACAGAAAGGUUUCGUUAUUGGUAUUUUGGUCAAACCUUUGCUUGAAUUGAUUGUCCAUCAAUUUGUAAGAGAAUUGUUAUUUCAAGAAUCAAGACAAAAUGUGAGUUUUCACUUGUGUAUUUCACGCCAUAGUGUAUUUUGCACAAAAGAACAUCCCGAAAGUAAAAUAAAUAAACAAAUAGCCUCCAAGCUAGACGGGGUUUCCUUGGAGACCACUGACAUGUUGCGUCAUGAACUAAUUUGAACCGUUAACGAUGCCGCGCCAAAGAUUUUACCAAGAGUCGUCAGGAGUCAUCUUCAAGUCAGGGAAACAGACGAUACUAUAGUUGGCGUAUCCCAUCAUUGGUGGAAGUAUCACGUGAUGGGGUGAACUUUUUCGGUUUAUAAUGAUUUUUGAUGUCUAGAGCUUGAAGCUGGAGCUAGUGGUAUCAAUGUGAGAAAGUAAAAAAAAUUAUUAAAAAGCACAGAUCGCA